GAUUUGGAAUGUCCCCAUGAUGAAGAAUUACUCAGAGCGACAAGGAUAGCGGAGUAUUUUUUCUUUCUUUUUUUCUUUUUAAAAUUGAUUUAAGAUGGGUAGUUUUGGUAUUUUAUUUAUGCUUUGUUUUGCUGGAUGUCUCUGUGUUUCCCGUGGAACAGCAGAAAUUUGCAGAGGAGCGCACUGUUUUGGCGCGCACAACACACAAUGCACGGGCGCGCAAUGCUUAGGGCGCACUGGGACAAGUUCAAGUCAACUCGCUACCGCAUCGCGUGGUAGACCACCGCAGACCAGGCAUCAGCAUGGUUAUAACGACGCUGCAUCCAGAGGACAGUCAGUUCCGUAUACUAUAUACCCCCCACAGAACGGAGGAGAAAGAUCUACACGGCAAAACCCGAGGAGUAUAACUGCUGAGGUGUAUAACCCAGAAUGUGCUGAGGGGGACUGUGCGACUCCCAAAAGGCUUUCUCGAAAUGACACUCAAGAAUGUAAAGGUAUUGAGUGUAAAUUGCCUCUUCGAAUUCGUUCGAAGCCGAAACCACAGUCAUGUGUUGGGGAACAGUGCUCAGGCACCGCCGGCUCCACUGGGGGAAGAGCCAGGUCCUCCGUGGUGCAUUUACCGGACAGAGCCGCUCAAUUUUUGGGGGAAUUUUCAGAUCUCACCUCAGAUCUCGGAUCUUCGUUUGGAAUUCAGCUGACAUGUGACGCCAAAGCAGGCUCCAAUGAGGUCCCGUCGGAGGACGCGCUGGUGCUGCAGCUGCACAUGGCCAAGGGCCAGGAGCGUCUGGUGGAGGAGUUUCGGGCGCAGCAGGCGCAGGUGUCCGAGGUGCAGAGCCGUCUCUCGGAGCAGCAGAGCACGCUGCUGGCCCAGCAGCAGGAAGUCCUGGAGCAUCAGCGGCGCACGCAGCAGCUGCUGGAGCAGGUCAAGGCCCAGUUCGGCCUGCUGCAGGACUCGCUCAACCAGCUGUCCCUGCGCGCCGCCCACGCCGAGAUGGGCGCCCACCACACCCUGGGCAGCAAGCGCCAGGAGCGGCCGCCCGCCCACGAGUCGUACGUGGACAUGGAGGCCAGCGUGAUGGACGUGGGCCGGCCGCUGCUGGAGUGCACGGCGUGCCGCGCGGACGAGUACUGCGACUUCAGCGGCGAGCGGCCACACUGCCAGAGAUGCACCGUGUGUCCGCCAGGCUUCUUCCUGGUGGCUCAGUGCUCUGUUCACGCUGACCGCAUAUGCCAGGAUAGAGAUGAAUGCCUGGAGAUAAGCAACCUCUGUGGAGAGCAAAACCAGUGUCUCAACACUCCAGGUGGGUUCAGGUGCCAGGGCAUGUCGGAGCGUGAGGGUGCGGCGGGCCACUGUGGCCAUGGCUACUACUACAGCUCGCACCUGCAGGAGUGCCAGGCCUGCUCCGACUGUGACCACACCCCCGUGGCGGCGGCCUGCUCCGCACUGCGGGACACCGUCUGCUCCACGUCGCCCGCUCCCGAGGGCACCGGCGGCGGCGGCAGCGGUCAGCUCUCGCUGUCCUGGUCCGGCAACGUCGUCCUGCCCCCGUCCGAGUCGGCGCACGGCAGCGGCUUUCCCAGCAUGCAGCUGAUGAUCCAGGCGCGGGGCGGGGGCAGUGGGGGCGCGGGCUGCGGCGGCGAGCUGGUGGCGUGCGAUGGCGGGCAGCUGCGCGUGCGCCAGCACGGCCUGCUGUGGGCCGACUACAACCUGGCGCUCCGGCACGGCUGCCGCAGCUUCGUCCAGGCCUGCCUGCGCCUCAACAGCACGGGCGACGCGUCGUCGUCGUCGUCUUUGUCGUCGGCGCCGGACAGGGCUCCGCAGCAGCAGGACGAGGGUCGCGACCUGAGCGGCGUGCGUCUGGAGCAGCGCGAGGGCCGCGCGCUGCAGAGCGCCAGCGUGAGCGCGGGCAGCGCGGUGGAGGCGGGCCAGACGCUGGGCCUGCAGCUGCGCUCCGCCAGCCACCACUGCAGCGCGGCGCCCGCCAACGAGCAGCUCCACCUCCACGCCGGCGGAGCCGCCGCCUCGCCGUUCAGCCUGCUGUGGCUGUCGCACGACACCGGCGCGGUGGCCAUGACGGCGCAGGCGGUGGCCUCGGCCCACUACCACACCAACUACCGGCCGGCGUUCCGCGUGACGGCCGUGUCGGACCCGUACGUGCUGGCGCUGACGCACGACGAGCGGGGCGUGCGCUUCGCCGAGAGCGGCUCGCUGCGCUUCGUGCUGCAGCAGGCCGUCUACUCCAUGGGGCAGACGUGCGUGAGCGAGGGCUUCACGCUGCUGGCGUACGCCUCGCGCAACGGCUCCAGCGCGGAGGUGGCGCGGGCCUCGCGGCACGGCGUGCACUACCGCGACACCUCGGUCUCGCUGUCGGCGGCGGCCACGGUGCACGCGGGCGACGCGCUCUCCUUCGAGAUCCUGGCGCCGGCGCAGUGCAACGUGCGCUACUUCGGCGACGGCACGGGCAUCAGCAUGCUCAGCCUGCUGUGGGUGCCGCGCGCCUCCUCGGCCUCGCUGUCCGCCGCCGUCUCGCCCAAGGGCCUGCCGUCCGGCGCCGUGCGCAACCGGCCGCUGCACUUCCACCAGACGUCGGCGCGCGCUGAGCCCCUGGAGGUCAGCGGCGCGCAGGACGCCCACCCGCAGCGCGAGCUGCUCUUCCGCCGGGACGGCUCGGCCAGCGUGGCCCUGGAGCUGCGGCUCAUCCACUCCUGCAGCCUGCUGAGGCUCACGCUCAACCGCCGGGCGCGGGGCGAGGGAGCGGGCGAGGGAGCGGGCGAGGGCGCGGCGGAGGCCAAGAACGAGCCGCUGGCCCAGCAGGUGGCCGGCCAGAUGCCCGAGGGCAGCCAGUGGGCCAACGUGGCGCUGCGCGCCUCCUUCCAGGUGCAGAACGGCACGGCGGUGUUUGUGACGGUGGACUGUGUGCGCGGGCGGAUCAAUCAGAUCGCCCACGAGUCAGGCAGCAGUAGCAUGUCUGUGCUGUGGGUGGCCGCCUAG
This is a messenger RNA of Sardina pilchardus (European sardine), 2992 nucleotides long. RefSeq lists its product as uncharacterized. Bases 95 to 2992 code for a protein of 965 amino acids. Gene Ontology annotation, molecular function: heparin binding; protein binding; calcium ion binding. The record is from RefSeq and is a predicted model, not a curated record. The transcript is spliced from 4 exons. NCBI's taxonomy places the organism in Eukaryota, Metazoa, Chordata, Actinopteri, Clupeiformes, Clupeidae.